This is a messenger RNA of Chelonus insularis, 1353 nucleotides long. RefSeq names its product general transcription factor IIH subunit 2 Ssl1 (gene Ssl1). The record is from RefSeq and is a predicted model, not a curated record. Bases 130 to 1341 code for a protein of 403 amino acids. Gene Ontology annotation, biological process: regulation of transcription by RNA polymerase II; nucleotide-excision repair; DNA-templated transcription. The transcript is spliced from 7 exons. Gene Ontology annotation, molecular function: zinc ion binding. NCBI's taxonomy places the organism in Eukaryota, Metazoa, Arthropoda, Insecta, Hymenoptera, Braconidae. Gene Ontology annotation, cellular component: transcription factor TFIIH core complex; transcription factor TFIIH holo complex.
UAAACAAAGUUGCAUUUAUUUGAGGAAAAAAGAGAGAAAAUAAUUCGUGAAAAUAGCUAACCUCUAAUAAUAAAUGUGUACAUGUACUGUUAUUAAUUUUUAGCAAUUUGUAUAAUUUUGAUAAUUGAAAUGGCAGAAGAAGAAAAUCUUAAAGAGUACCGUUGGGAGACUGGUUACGAGAAAACUUGGGAAGCAAUAAAAGAGGAUGAUCAUGGAAGUUUUGAAGCUUCAGUUGCGGAUAUUAUUCAUAAAGCCAAGAGGAAACGUCAAUUGGAAAAAACUGGAGGUGCUAGACUGGGGAUGAUGAGACAUCUUUAUAUCAUUCUGGAUGUCUCUGAAUCAAUAACAUCACAAGACCUCAAACCUACUAGGCUAUUUUGCACUGUUAAACUUCUUGAAGAAUUUAUUGAUGAAUUCUUUUAUCAAAAUCCAAUUAGUCAGUUGGGAAUAAUUGUUACAAAGAAUAAAAGAGCUGAAAAGCUCAGUGAAUUAUCUGGAAACGCCAAAAAACAUAUCAAAGAAGUAAAAUCUUUGUUAAAUUCAACUUCUCUCACAGGAGAGCCGUCAUUACAAAACUCUCUCGAGCUAGCACUGAAGUCAUUAAAAAAUCUUCCAUCUCAUGCUAGUCGUGAAAUCUUAGUGAUUAUGGCAUCAUUAACAACAUGUGAUCCAGGUGAUAUUUAUGAUACAAUUCAGACGUUAAAGUCAGAAAGUGUAAGAUGUAGUGUCAUUGGACUCUCAGCAGAACUACACGUUUGUAAAAAAAUGGCUACACUAACUGGAGGUGAACAUGCAGUUGUACUAGAUGACAAACAUUAUCGAAAUCAAUUAAAGAUUCACGUAGAUCCACCACCAGCAGCAACACGACUUGACGCUGCAUUAGUCAAAAUGGGAUUCCCUCAUCAUGCUUUAAGCUCUAGAGCUGACAUAUCUAUGAGUCUUUGCAUGUGCCAUGCUGACAGCACUGAUGAUUUUACCAAGCUAUCAAGUAAUGGUUACCUUUGUCCUCAGUGUCUUAGUAAACAUUGUGAGCUACCAGUUGAAUGUAAAUCAUGUGGACUUACUCUUGUCUCUGCUCCUCAUUUAGCAAGGUCUUACCAUUAUCUCUUCCCAGUGAACCACUUUAAAGAAAUGCCUCAUGACAAUUCAGUAAAGUCGUUUUGUUACGGUUGUCAAAAAUCUUUUUCAGAUAUGGAUAAAAAGGUUUAUGUAUGUGAAAAGUGUACGCAAACAUUUUGCAUUGAUUGUGAGAUUUUUAUUCAUGAGUCCUUACAUACAUGCCCUGGUUGUGCCACAAGUACUGCAUCAUUUCACAAGCCGAUGGAGAAUAGUAACACCUAGUAGUAGUGAAAC